Messenger RNA from Poeciliopsis prolifica (blackstripe livebearer), 3189 nucleotides. RefSeq lists its product as uncharacterized. The coding region runs from base 160 to 855 and encodes 231 amino acids. The transcript has 12 exons. The record is from RefSeq and is a predicted model, not a curated record. NCBI's taxonomy places the organism in Eukaryota, Metazoa, Chordata, Actinopteri, Cyprinodontiformes, Poeciliidae.
AGCUGCAGUGAGGCAUGCAGCACAACGGCUCCACUGGAUCAUUAACGUUUUCUAUGAAACGGGAGACAGUUUGAUCAGAAAGUCUGGCAGCAGAGAAGCUUUACGGAACCAAACCGCUUCUUCAUCUGCGAGUAAAACCUGGAUUGUCACCGGAACAGAAUGGGUUCCUGCGCUGCUUUCUUGUUCUUUGUUUUUUUAAGAUUCAUCAUCCUUUCAGAGCAGGACUGUAAUGAUCAAUUCGUCAUAGAUGACGAGAUCGCCAAAAGCAUGACAGAGCUUAUUUCGCUAGCAAAUUGCAGCAGCCUUGAGGAAACCCUAAAAUGCACUGUAUGGAUAAACAAAGACCGAGACUUUUUUAAAAAUGUCAAAUCAGAAUGCUUUGACGAGGAGGAUUCUGACUUGAAGAAAAAGUGUCCAAACAUAACUGCAGAGAGUGACAAAAUAUAUAUGCUCCACUUCAGGUGUUUGUUUGCCAAAGUACGCAACGUAAAGUACAGUGACGAAGCCAUAAAAAGCGUCUUUGAAGAUUGUCAGCACUUCAUUUCUGGGAUCGACACUAUAAGGCGUCUGUGGAACACUUCAGAUAAUACGUCUCAUGCGGAUCAGAUAACAAACUCGCCAUCACAAACACCAGACCCACCGAUCACAUGGCCAACCGCCUUCGUCCUGGUGUUGCUGUUACUGUCCGUCGUGGUUAACAUCAUGCAGUGGCUCAACUCUUUCCAGCAGAAACGGAGACUCAACGUGAAGCAGAAGGCAAUGAAUACUGAAUGCAUCUCCCUAAAUGAAGACGCAACGGCGGCAGAAAAAAGCCCAGAGGAAAGCGUAACUUACUCGAAUGAAACUGUGUAUUGAGGACCAAACUCAUGACCUCAUUUCGUCAAACUCUUCACUCGCUUUUGGGAGGGAACCCUUUUCCUGGAUGAAGAUAUGAGCCUCUGAAUCAUUUUGUCCACCACAAACAAACUAACAAAAAAAGAAAAACAAGACAUGAAAGAAGAUGUUGCAGGAAGCUGCGUUGGUCACUGAGUCUUCAAUCGGAGGCUGAACUCCAGCAGCAAAGGUCACGUCACUCCAAUUGACUGAAUGCUGCUCCUCUACCUCCCAUGAUGCUCAAUUAUUUGAACUGAAAUGGUCACAGGAAGAAUAACCAAUAACUGCUUAUAAUGUUUGAGUGCACUGAACUGUAAUGCAUUCACCGUACAGUACCCGGUGAAAGUAUUCAUACCAGUUGGAACGUUUUCCCCGAUGUUGUUUUGCAAAACUACCACAAACCGUUUAGUAUUUUAGUGGGCUUUUAUCUUUUACAUCAGCACAGAAAAGUAUUCAUUUGUUUUAGAGGAAGGAGAAUGGAUUUAUCCCGGACCGGUAGGUGAUUCCCCCAUUCCAAGCUCAUUCUUCAAACUGCACAGACCAAGUAGGUCUGUGCAAAAGCAACAUUGUGGGUGUCAUUGUCCCCCAGAUGGGACUGUCUUGUUGCAGAGAAACAAGUCAUUAUCGUGAGUAAAAAUUUUCACUAAAGUUUUCACGAUCGGUUCGUUUGUCCAGGAGCAACACGCCACAAGAACCAAUUCCAGUCACGAACUCCCCGAUUCCAGAUGAAAAUCCAGAAAAAGCCCCAACAUACCAUACGUGAAAUUAGAAUAAACAAACUCAAUAACGAUGUAGAAGCAGUAGUAGUGAUAAAAGACGAAACAAAAAGAAAAGGCGUUGGAUGAAAGGAACAGCCGCUCUAUUUGCUGUACUGUGAUUUGGAGGUGAGUUGUGUUUUUUCGUAGUUCACAUUUUUUUAAUAAACAUCCAUGUUUAUGAAGCACAUGAUAGUUUCCACAUAUCAUCUCUGAUGUCCACUGGACUCUCGGUUCCGCCACGUCAACUGUUUGGGAUUCCCCUCCACGUUUUCUGAUUGGCUACCUGUCACAUUCGACAGGCUGCGUUCUCGCUCCCAGUCAGAGAAACCAGGGCAAAAACUGAAAUUGUGCCAUGUAAACCAGGCUUUAGCUUACACACCAACAUGCAGAAGCCUUAUCUGAUGACCCAGACUGAACGAUUUUGUUGACUUCCUCCAGUGCCACAAUUCUAAAACAGCUCAAAACUGUGACAUCAUUGUUCCCACAAUAUUGAUGUAUCGUUGAACCUUUUGAAAGAGCCAAUGCUUUUCUAGCCAACUUGUCAUGAGUGUGUUUACUACUGGUUUAAAGUGUGGAUGUCAAAUACAGCAAAAGAAGUUUGUAAAUGUGUCCAAAGUAGAUAAGGUUAAGCUAUUAAAAAAAAUACUUUUUUUUAUCUUUAAAGUCAGUAUAUUAAGUAUUUUAUGUAUACGGUUCAAAUGAUCUAUUUGAAAAGUUAUAUACUGCUAUACUGUAUUGCUAUUGCCAUUGUUGUUGUUUUAUUUUUUUAUUACAUAUUUUGUGAAAAGUGUGUCAACUCAAAGUGUCUUUGCAACCCUUCCGCUUGCGUUGUCACAGGGGAUAUAGAAUAUGAAAAUACUAAAAUGGUUGGUUGUGAUGUGGUCAAACAUGUAAAACAAGGAAGAAAGGGAAAAGAAAAGAAAGCUUAUGUGUAUAUAUUUUGUGACCUUAUUUAUUGCUUUCUGCAUAUUAAGAAACAUAAUUUUCCAUGUUGGCGCAGCUGCAGUCUGAGUCAUGCAGCUUUUUGAAACAGUAGGACUAAAAACAGAUUUACUGAAUUCAGUUGGACAACCAGUGACCGUGCACUAAUUAGGUUUUGGUUAGUUAUCAGACAUUGCACUAUUAGCACUAUUAUUUAAAGCUACAACCACGUGUUUUGUUUUGUUUUAUGGGAACUCAAUGUGAUAGAUCAACCUAAAGGAAUUUAUACCGGUAAAGUGAAAAAAACAAAACAGAAAUGUGGUUGGUUUUUUUCUGUUCUUUUUGUUGUUGUUUAUUUUGGGGGUUUUUUACAAAUUAAAACUGCAAAGUUUAACCAUUUGAAUCAUUGUUUUCAUAGCACCAGCCUUCAAUAGGAUCUCAGCUUUACGUUUCUUCAGGUCAGUCUUUACCGGCUGACCUGGUAAAGACAGCCGGUAAAGGUAAUAAAAUAAAAUACUCAUCGUUUCCAUCUGUAUACCAACUGUUAAAGUAAUUUACAAUAAAGUGUACGUUUUUAUUAUUAUUCUUUAAAAAUCAGAAGCGUUUUGUACUGUAGCUUAGCAUUUUGAAACAACAA